UGUCGUCUCUGCAGAGUAGGCCGGAGCAACCUCCAUUCUCUGCUCACUUUCAUGCUCUUCGAUCGACGGUGGCGACGACGGCGGCGACGACGACGACGAUGCCGGACGUAAAUGGCGCCGCUGCUUCCAAGCCGCCGCAGAUCUCGGACAUGUUCCAGAAGUUCGCCCUCGCCUUCAAGGCCAGGACCUUCGAGUUCUUCGCCGACGACGAGGAGGAGGCGUCGCUGGCCGCCGCCGCCGGCGACUCUUCCGACGGGUUCGCCCUGCUCGACUCCGCCGAGGAGGUCAUCACCGGCCAGAGGGUCGUCGUCAUCAAGCCCGAUAGCUGCAGAGCCGCUGCCCCGGCGGCAGCUCAGUCGCGGUCCCCGGAGGCCAACCUCUCGUCGGGGGAAACCCUAGGCCGAGAGCUCGAGCGGGCUUGCGGUUUGUCUCCGGAGCCGACGCGAUUGACGACCGAGCCGUGGGGCGGAGGAGGGAAGGAGCCGGAAGUGACGGGUUUAGGGCAAAAUCGCGAUGUUUCCUGGCAUUCGGGAGGUUUGCCCGUUGUGGAGUCGAGAGGGAUUAACAAAUCGAGCGAGGGGGCUCAGAGAAGAGGUGUCGAUGCGAGGACGAUGGAGACUUUGAUCUCUUCGGUGUUCGGGACCGUUUCUUCCUUCGAAGCUUCAUACGUACAAUUGCAAACUGCGCAAGUGCCGUUCGUCGAGGACAGCGUGAAGGCUGCGGAUAAAGCGCUUGUUUCUCAUCUCCAGAGAUUGUCUGACAUCAAGCAAUUCUACAGGGAAUUACGCAGGAACUCUGAUUUAGUUGAUGAUUUGCAGAACGUGUCGAGCUUGGAAGCUCGGGUACAAGAGAAUCAGAGCAAGCUCAGGAUUCUCGGAACGAUUUCGAACAGGUUGCAAUCGGAGAUCGACCGGAAGCAUAACGAAGUGCACUGUUUGAGGAAUCAGUUGGGCGAGAUUCAGAAGCGCAAUUUGAAGCUGUCGAAGAGGUUGUCGGACAGGUUGAGUUCAUCUUGUGAGGUUUCCUUGUGUAUCACUGUUUUCGAUUCUGUUUUACGUGAUGCUUGUAGAGCUACGCAUAGGUUUACUAAGAUCUUGAUUGGUUUGAUGAGAAAGGCUGGGUGGAAUCUGAAUCUGGCAGCUGAUUCGUUGUAUGGUGAUGUUGAGUAUGAGAAGAAGGGUCACGACUGCUUUGCGUUUUUGUCGUAUGUCUGUUUGGUGAUGUUUCGAGGUUUUGACUUGGAAAGCUUCUAUUUUGGUGAUGAUCAUGGAGUUGGGAGUAAUGGCCAUGUGUUGAGCGGUACUAGCUCUAUGAAGAAAUUGCUCGAACAUGUGUCGAGUAACCCAAUGGAGGUGAUAAGCAUGGACCCCGAUAGCGAGUUUGCUAGAUUCUGUGAGAAGAAGUAUCAAGAGCUUAUCCGCCCAUCCAUGGAAUCUUCAGUCUUCAGUAAUCUAGAUGGCAAUGAAGCUGUUUUGAGUUCAUGGAGGUCUUUGAGUGUAUUUUACAAGUCAUUUGUUGAGAUGGCGAGUUCUAUAUGGACCCUACAUAAGUUGGCCUUUUCGUUUGAUCCGGCAGUUGAAAUCUUCCAAGUGGAGAGGGGCGUGGAAUAUAGUCUUGUGUACAUGGAAGAUGUCAUGAAGAGAUGUCCUGCACCAUGUAAAGUGAAGCCAAGAGUUGGAUUCACCGUGGUUCCGGGCUUUAAAAUCGGGAAGACGAUUGUGCAGUGCAAGGUGUACCUAUCUGGGCUUAAAUGUGAAGGCUAGUCAUUGGGGCUUUGCCGCUUUGCAAUGUAGGAAACAGAGAAAUCAUAAUGCGCUCCCUCUGGACGCUGGCCGAACAAGAUGAAAAGAUGUCCGGCUGAGUUGGUUUGAUAUGAUAGGGCCACAAUAUUUUGAGAGCUUGACUUCCUGGCACUACAGAUGUCUGCAAGAAAAAACAACUGUAAAUCUUGGCAUUUGCAAGUGAAGCUUAGCAAAUGAGUGAUCUGGAGUAAUAAGCUCUGUGGUGGCGUUGAUCCACUGAGGUACCUUCUGGUGUGUAAAGUUCUUCAAAUUUUCUUUUGAUUUGGUUUUUCAGUUAAUUGGUUUCUUGGGAGCUCACUGUAUAGGUCGUAUCUUUUCUUACACUUAGAUACAUAGCCAAUUUGUGAAUCUGUUUUCCUGUUGUUGACUGAGAUAUCAUGUUGUGCAUCUAAAUCAAGUUUAUUCUGA
Rhodamnia argentea is the source of this 2210-nucleotide messenger RNA. RefSeq names its product protein GRAVITROPIC IN THE LIGHT 1. Bases 99 to 1763 code for a protein of 554 amino acids. NCBI's taxonomy places the organism in Eukaryota, Viridiplantae, Streptophyta, Magnoliopsida, Myrtales, Myrtaceae. The transcript has a single exon. Gene Ontology annotation, biological process: response to red or far red light; negative gravitropism. The record is from RefSeq and is a predicted model, not a curated record.